GGAACAAAUUUUGCGUGUGAAAAAUGACGAAAGCAUACCGUUUCUGUUGGUGGGCAACAAAUGCGAUUUGAACGACAAACGCAAAGUGCCGCUGAACGAAUGCCAGACACGUGCCCAACAGUGGCAGGUGCCCUACGUGGAGACCUCAGCCAAGACGCGUGAAAACGUCGACAAGGUAUUUUAUGAUUUAAUCAGGGAUAUUUCUUCGCGAAAGAAACAACGUCAGUCCGAUGUGCGACAGCCGCCAAAAACCAAAUCUCAUUGCUGCCAACUGCUGUAAUAUUCAUGAAAUUUGAAAACCGAACAACUUCAAUACAAAAAUAACAAACAAAAAACAAAAACGACGCUGAUGAACAACACAAGCAGAAUGCCGCAAACCAACAAUGACAAUGACGACGAAUGAAUAAAAAUAAUUAUUCUCCAUUUAGAUACGGAAAAGAGAAAAAACAAAAACAACAACAUGCAAAGCUUUUGUCUUUGCAAGAGUUAUUAAAAUAAAAAGUAAAACAAGAGUUAAAAUAAGUUCUAAAACUGCAGCGCAACUCUGUUAUAUUACAACAAUAAAGGAGAAAAUGAAAACAGCAUAUACAACUCAAUUUAUGCGUAAAUUUGUAAAAAAAAAUAUUAUAAUUAAAACCUACAAGCCACUUACAAUUGCAUGCUUACAUACAUACAUACAUACAUAAGUUUAUAUAGGUAAAUAUAAAGCAACACCAAUUGUAAAAUCAAUCAACAACGUACUGUAUUCAAUAAAUGAACAAAUGAGAAACCAAAAUAUACAACAACAA
Molecule: messenger RNA, 788 nt
Organism: Bactrocera oleae (olive fruit fly)
Lineage: Eukaryota; Metazoa; Arthropoda; Insecta; Diptera; Tephritidae
Source: RefSeq, a predicted model, not a curated record